CUGGAUACCCCCGCAGUAGUUUCCAGACAAAGCUAAGGUAGCAUCAGUUUAAAAACAGCGGUAACAGUCGUCACAUACACCAUCCGCUCAGUCACGCACGCACCGCCGUUUUACCGCAGUGCAUCUGCAGCAUCUUCUGAUGUGAGCGACAGUGGUACCGCUGUGGCGUAGGAAAAAAACAUCGUCAAUUGGUACCGGACGUAUUUGUUACGUGUUUAGGGUAUUUUUUGGUCUGGCUUUAAUGUAGCCGGGUUUUUUCUGCAAUGCCAGCACCACGGGAGCAUCUCUUCUACUAGCACGGUGUCAUUAACGUUAGAUAGGUGAAAUUAAAAGUCUUUCCACAUUCAGCUGUCACCGCAGGAGAGGACAGCAUGUUUGUUUUUCUCUGAAGAGACGACUCAGCUCGAGGAGAGGAGGCCUUUAAAUUCAGGACAGUAGGCUCUGAUUUCAGUGAUCCGAUUAUGGAUAACUAUCUUUAGACCAUUAGAUUGGUCUGCAUUUAAUAUUGGUAGCGCAUAGCACACAAGAGGUAGCCAUUUAAUUACUAUAAUAGAGCAUGCAAAUUAAUUACAUAUGCACUGGAAUGUAAGUGUAUUGUUGACGUUCAGUCUGUAGCUUGCAUGUUGCACAUUAUAUAAACACAUUUAUUAUAAUAUCUGUCUGUAAUUUGCCAACACAAGAGAGCAGAGCAGGUCCAAUGAUUGCUCUGUGCAGCUCACAUUAGGACCUCAGGGAUAAAGACAAUCAAAUCUCAGGGUGUUAAUCUGGGAAAUACUGUGAGUCACCAGAUAGAUAUCUGGAUUGCUUGAUAUCCUACUUGAUAAUUGAAAGCAGAAAGCACACCACAUGAAUGCACUGUUUGAAUAGACAUACUUGAGGGGCUGUCUCAAAAGCAGGAAUAAUUUGUGGCAAUAAAUUUUGUCAUCAACACGAAACUGUUGCUGGCUUGAGCCAAAGAACUGAGACACUAGUGGUUACGUAGGACUGUUAGGACAUUAUAGACACAUUUAGGUGUAUAAGGAAGGACUUCAGACAGAUACAUUUUUGCACUUAAUGCAUGUUUAGCUGCUAGCUUUCUAAAAAACACUUGAUAGUAGCCUUUACUUUACUAGCACAGCGUUUUAAAAUUCACAGAUAUACUCCAGUCUUCUUAAAACUAUAAACAAAAAGCUUUGCAAAUAUCCAUUCAAUUACUACAAACUUGGAGGGACUCAGUUUAUGAGUGUCUUCUUCUAGGGCUCCAUACUUGGAGCAUCAGUGUUUGUACUUCUUCAGGCUCCUCAUUAAAUAAAACCGCUACUCUAAAUCCUCCGACAUGAAGGGAAAAUUACACCUACUGUUCUUUUGUCUUCUCUACACCAUGAUAGCCGUAUACCAGUGUCGUGGGGCCUGUGCAGAGGUGGACUCUGACACGGAGGCAGUGGCGGGCAAGGGCUUCAAACUGGGCUGCAUCUCCUGCAAGAGGAGGAGUGAGGUGGAGGCUACUGCCACUGUCGAAUGGUACUUCAGGGCCAAAGGAGAGGCCGACUUUGUUCAUAUCUACAGCUACAAUGAGGACGGCCCCACCAUUGAACACGACAACUUUAUGGACCGUGUGGAUUGGAACGGAAGUAAGAGGAGCAACGACAUCCAGGACGCGUCCAUAUACCUGCUCAACGUCACCUUCAAUGACUCGGGCACCUACCGCUGCUUCUUCAACCGCAUCCUCAUCUAUGCUAACUAUGAGUACGAGACUCGUAUUGACAAGGUGGUCCACCUCACUGUGGUGGCUAAAGCUACCAGGGGAACAGCGUCCAUCGUGUCCGAGGUCAUGAUGUACGUGUCCAUCAUUGGCCUUCAGGUCUGGCUCCUCAUAGAGAUGAUAUACUGCUACAGGAAAAUAGCAGCAGCCGGGGAAGAAGCAUUACGAGAAGCAGCAAAUGCUGAAUAUUUAGCGAUAGCUUCCGAAAGUAAAGAUAACUGCACAGGAGUGCAGGUCGGAGAAUAGCACAGGCUUCUUCUGUGGACUGAAAACAUCCAUCCACCCUCUGACCUGCAUGUAGACAGCUUGGGGGAAAAACUCCUCAUCUCAAAUCUCUAUUUUACCUUUUCCUUGACAAAGAUCACAAAAUGGAUAUGACUUACGAAGAGAGCAUGGUACCAGCACUGUAUAUAGUGUUUUGCGUGCAAAAGCAUGUUCUGCACUUAAAGAGAAACCAUUAUGCAUUAAUGAGCCACAUGUCAAAAGCAUUAACUCAGUAUUUCUUUAAAUGUAUUUAGUCACAUUUAUAUGAACUGUUAAGUGGUACUACGGGGGUCUGUUGGAUUGUAAAAGAAAGCUUUUUACUACAUCAUCACCACUUAAUGUAUAAAUAAUGAGACACACUACAUGUAUGGUAAAGAUAUUUCUAAACUAGAAUGUGAUGGACUGAUAGAUUGUCUUUCCACUUGCUAGUUGUAAAUUCAAUGAAAUGUUAAGAUACUAAUAAAUACUAAUACUUAAGUGCUAAUAAAAACUGAAAAACUA
Molecule: messenger RNA, 2506 nt
Organism: Micropterus dolomieu (smallmouth bass)
Lineage: Eukaryota; Metazoa; Chordata; Actinopteri; Centrarchiformes; Centrarchidae
Gene: scn1bb
Product: sodium channel, voltage-gated, type I, beta b
Exons: 6
Coding region: 1316-1987 (223 amino acids)
Biological process (GO): regulation of heart rate by cardiac conduction; sodium ion transport; cardiac muscle cell action potential involved in contraction
Cellular component (GO): voltage-gated sodium channel complex
Molecular function (GO): sodium channel regulator activity
Source: RefSeq, a predicted model, not a curated record